Messenger RNA from Cydia amplana, 3973 nucleotides. Its product is annotated as cilia- and flagella-associated protein 65-like. The record is from RefSeq and is a predicted model, not a curated record. NCBI's taxonomy places the organism in Eukaryota, Metazoa, Arthropoda, Insecta, Lepidoptera, Tortricidae. Bases 5 to 3907 code for a protein of 1300 amino acids. The transcript is spliced from 26 exons.
CAUAAUGGAUGUCCUAUCUGGCGAAAGUAUAUGUGAAUUAAAAGAAGUAGACUUCGGAUCUGUUCCAGUCGACACAGUUGUUGAAAAAUCAGUUUGGGUUGAAAAUACAUCCAAUGAACCUUUGACCUACCGCGUUGCACUAAUCUACGUCAUAAAUACCGUUGACCAAGUAUUCAACCUGUCGGUGACGUCUGCCCCGGUCAAGCCUCGGGAAAGCGUCGAGGUUCUGGCCCGCUUCCGACCCAAAGUCCCGGGACAGUCCUACACGGACUAUUACAUGGUCGAUGAUACGGCUGGCAACACUUACAGGUUCACCAUCUUUGGGAAGUCCAUUGGUCCAGAUGUAACACUAAGUGAAAAGAAGCUUACUUUAAAAAUCUGUAAAAAUAUUCUGGAGCAAAGGAAGGCAGUGGUGAAUAUCAUCAACAGAUCCGCUGUGGAAACUACUUACCAAUGGCUUUUGCCCUUAGCUGGGCAAGGAUAUUUCCAGAUAUCUACAGGUAACUGUGGAUUGAUAAGAGCAUACGAAACUAUAAAGACUACUGUGCUGUUUAGCGGCACAGCUCUUGGAGUUUACACAGCUGAGCUGGCCUUGCUGGUCUUACAUCAGGCUCCCCAAUUUCUUAACAUGAUAGCGACUAUCUUUUUACACGGCAACCCGUUGUUCGCAACGACUAACCACGUCUUUGAAAAGAAUAUCAAACGCAAAAACCGCUUCACUCAUCUGAUGGAGAACAGUCUCAAUCGCUUGUGUUACAUACCUACGGCGUCAGUGUUCGAUAAAUACCUGGACUUUGGAGUCGGAAGUGUGUCUGAUGUCACGAGGAACAUAUCGCAGACUCUGUGCGUCACAAAUCACGAAGAGCAAGAGGGCUAUAUACAAUGGAUUCCAGAUCCUGAUAAUAUCUUCCUAAUAGACCCGAUUGAGUCCAUAAUACCUGCAAAAGAAUCAAAAUUGUUUACUGUCCGGUUCAGGCCUAAAAUGGAAGCAGAGGUUUACGGCUAUCUAAUGUGCGGCGAUUUCCAAUACGAGAGCUAUGACAAGUAUAUUGAAGACGUGGCAAUCAAACACACGUGGUUUAGAAUAUCCUGCAUUGGCAACACCUGGUCUCACUGCACCGAAUGGGCCACAGAAUGGGAUUGUCCUGCUGAACUGAUUCUACCACCCACUGUCCCCCACAGAACCACUUAUGGCAACUUUAUGUUGUCAAAUAGACUAGAAACUGCCAUGUAUUUUAAAUUCGAAGCUCCGGAAGGAACGAACUUUGUGGUCAUGCCAAUGUGCGGCGUAGUACAAGGACGAGGAUGGCAGAUAAUAUCAGUAGCAAUGGAACCUAAGACCUUAGGAAACUUCUACGAAACAUGGAACUUGAAGAUCAACAGGGUUCAUAAGGCCUACAUACGACUAAGUGGAAGCGCCGAGAGCAGUGAGUUAGAACUGAUGUCGCACGGAUACAGCCCCGAAACUCACGCGGUCUACGAAUUCCCACCUACCAUUACAGGAUGCACCAACUACACCACGGCGUAUUUCCACAACGUUACGAGGAUGAGCAUACACGUAAGAAUAUUAAAUUCCGUGCCAUGGCUCGGCGCGGACGACCGCGGGUCAAUAGUGAUACCACCCAAGCAAAUACUGUGCUACCACUGGUGGUUCUUUCCGAAAGAGGCCAACAAAGUUUACAAGACCACCAUCACAUGCUCGUGCGUCGUCCUUAUAAAUGGCAGACCCAUCGCUGAACCAAAAGAAAUAUUAAUCCAAAUUACUGGAUUUUCGGAACUUCCCGAUUUGAGAGUAUUACCCAAAUUGAACAAUUUUCACGACUUAGUGGUCAAAGAGAGGGUUACACGCACGAUCACUAUUUACAACUACUGUUCUUGCUUUUUUACUUCAAAAUUAUACUACACCAUCGAUGGUAUGGACGACGAUUGGAGUGGUGAUAGGAUGGAUAUAGACUCUGAAAUUAAUAGUCUGAAACCGUCCAAUCACUGCGAGAUCAAGUUGUCGGUGACGCCAGAUGGGGCGGGGCCCCGGCAGAUCAGCAUUUCUUACACAGUGCUGUACCGCAACGAGUUCGACCAGGUAGAGGAGAUCCAACCCAUUACCAAGACUAUAUGCAUCGUUUGGUAUGACGGCAUCUAUCCGAGCAUCAAGGUAAAGCGAACGCUAUCUGUAAAAUGUCCAGUGAUAUUGAGCAAUCAUUGCGUUUGGAAUAUUACCAAUGUAGAUGAAUUCAAUAAAGCUUUAAUGGACUGUCGACCAAACGAACCUUUGACCGUGAACCUGCACGCUCCCGACCUUUGCGUGCGGCUCGGCGAGGUAGAACUCAUUUUCGUAAUUGGCUGUGUCUAUGACGUACCGGUAGCCUGGAGCCUCAGAAGGGAGAAGAUAUGCGAUUGCGCUAUGAUUGAGGUCCAGAAAGGAAUAUCUACGUAUGAGUGGCGACAUAAUUGCGUGCACAGGUCUUUGGUUGAGUUGACACCUUCGAAUGGGAUCGUUUCGACCGGCAAUCCAGCGCUCUUAAAUUUGAAAUUUAAUUACACAUACGAAGGCCUCAACACGCUAUGUUACGUGCUAACCCUGCCCAAUCAGAGGUCGUUGUAUUUAUACAUCCACGUUUUUGCGAAUGUCAUAACCAAGGGGAUACUGACUCCUUUACGGAGACCAGCUGUUGACACGAGUGACUUAUACUUGUCGGUGCUGGAGUGUGGGAAAGUUCCGAUCAAUAAUUUGGAUCCGGUCAUUAGAAUCAUAUGGUUCUACAAUCCAACCGAGGUGUUCACAACGUGGAGGCUCCUGCGAGGAAACACGACAAGCCAAGACUCGGUGAUCAAAUGCCUGCUUUACUUCGCCGAGGUCCCACCGUUGGGAAAGCUGGCGAUCCCGUUCGCAUUCAUGCCUACAGAAAUGGUGGACUAUGAAACCACGUUUUCCUGCUCUUUUGGGUAUGACACGGUUAAAAUAUUGGUCAAAGGGCAGGGCGGUCUCCCUAAUUGCGUGGAAACAAGACUCGACAUACCACUGUAUGUUGAAAAAGAGAUCAGGGCUGCGUACAGAAAAGAAGUUGUAUUUUUGUCUCUGGAACACAGGACCAUCCCAAUAAUGCCUACACAUUCACUGAUCAGAGACACGCUAGCUAUCUGUAAUGACACUGACCACAUAAUACGAUUUAUAUGGCUACCGGAAAGAAUUGCAAAUAUCGUAAACGUAGUGAUGACACCGUGCUGGGGAGUGAUCCAACCAAAGAGCUCCGAGUGGAUUACUAUGACGGUUUAUACCUUGCAAGAACCUGCUACGUUCACCACAACAGUGGCGUGUGAAUUGCUAGAUUUAACCGAACGCAAACGCUACCAACAAAAUGAAUUGCUCCGGAAAAAUAAAAUGGAAAAGUGUAAUCAAGAAUUCAUAAUUACUGAAGAAGGAUAUUAUCGACCCGGCAUCAACGACGAGCCACCAUACGUGUUGGACAUAGAGAAACCAGAACCAUUUUACUUGUCGUUGACUAUAUCGAUAUCUUCCAAAGGCCAACGCGAUGGCUUCCCACGGAUGCUUUUGAAACAACAAUGGGAGCAGACCCCACCCUACGAUUUAUUAACAUCGGAACUCCACGACUACUAUCAAAAAGGGAGUUCUGGCAACAGUAUGACUACACUGGAUAUUAUAAGAAUCAUAGACGGGAUACUAUGGGAUGCUCUACAUAGCAAAAUGUUUAAGAACCAAAUUGAAUAUUUUGCCAAAGAAGACAUACCAACGUAUUCCCAUUUGACGAAUGCUAUAGAGAGCAAAGAGAAAUCAGUUUUAAGCAGACGAGUAACGUCGGGAAUUUGCGAUGCCAUCGUGAACAAAGCCAUCUACCAUGUCUACAACCUCAACCCGAAGCACGAAAUAUCCAUCUUCGAAGCUGAAUAAUAGGACUUUCUAUUUAACCCUUUAACCGCCAAAUACUUCACUGACGCGCCCGGCUACAGCGCAAUA